UUUUUUUAAUAAAACUCGAAGUAGUUUAACAAUAUUCCCCUCUCUUUUUCUCUCUUUGCAGAUCACCAAACUGUUGCCAUUGAUCGAAUCACAUUGUUCCAAUACAAUACGUUUCCUGUUAUGUUCAUCACUCUUCCCGCUGUGUACACCAGAUGUACCCCGGCCGGUGACAGCCUGCAAGUCAUUGUGUGAAUUUGUAAAGAGCGAAUGUUCAUCACAUACUGAGCUAAUGCAGUUAUGGCCGGAAUUUUUAAAAUGCGAACAAUUACCCAGCCCAGAACAUCAAGAAUUGUGUAUGCAAAUACCCACAAUACCGACGGUGAAAACGGCGACCGCCCUCACCACCAAUGACGACAAUCGGACAUCAGCCGAGGUGGGCAAAGCUGAACAAUUGCCAAGACAAUUACAAAUACCACAACAGGUGCAACAACAUCAUUUGCUGCAAACACAUUCGGGAGGUCCGAGUAUAGCUAUGGCACCACCAGCACCAGCACCCAAUCAUCAUUUCUAUUGGCCAUGGAUGUCUCAGCACAUCAUCAGCAAAGCCAUUAAGCCCACCGCCAUUUGUCCAACAAAUUUUACCGUCAACCUCUUCAAUCCCGAUGAGUGUGUACCCCAGUGCAAUCGGGAUGGUUUCCAUACUACACAACAAAAGAAAAUUGCUGAAAGUCUAAUAUUGGGUCUAUCGGCAAUAUGUUUUGUCCUAACACUCUUCUCCUUGGUUACAUUUUGGGCUGAGCCCACCCGAUUUGGUUAUCCCGAAAGACCAGUACUGUUUUUGUGUCUGUGCUAUAACCUGUUCUCCGUUUGCUAUUUGGAGAGAAUUGUAUUCCACAAUUCCUCAAGGGCCAUGGCCUUAAUGGAAGAUCCGCUGAGUAAGACACAACAUCCGGCAUGCUCUUUGGCACCACCCUGUUUGGCUUCCUACAUUACGACGAGUUAUUUAAGUUUGUGUGCUGCCACCUGGUGGUUAAUAUUUGCUCUAUGUUUUUAUCUCUCAUCACACAAGAAAUGGUCUUCGGAGGCCUUGGAAAAGAAAUCGGGAUUAUUCCACGUUCUGGCUUGGGUACCACCAUUGGCACCUCCCAUUGCGGCAUUGCUAAUGGAAAAGGUUAAACCCAAUGAAUUGACUGGCAUGUGUACGGCUCCAGGUUUUGUGGAAAUACCAACCAUGGUCCUGUUGCUAUUGGGUUUCUUUUUUACUCUGCGAGCUUCCAGAUCUCUACAUGCUCUGCAACAACAAAUGUUGCCCACAUUUGGCCAUCAAAGAUUUUCACAAAUCCGUAAACGUUUUCUGAUAUUCUCGUUGCUGUUCUUUGUACCCACAUUGGCUGGGGUGGUGUCGAGAUUUUUUGAACCUCACAUGGAUUCGGUGCCCACAUGUUCGACACGAGAAGAUUGUGCCUCACCCACACCAUUGAUUGCAUGGCCGACACUGCUGCGAUUGUUCUUCCAACUAACUGGAGGCACCCUGACUGGUAUGUGGGUAUGGUCUCGUAAAACGUGUGAAUCCUAUCGUAGUCGUUUGGUACCCACGCCCACAUCAUCGAUGACCAAUACCACCACCAAAUCGGCAGCUUCGUUGCCCAAAAAACAUUUGCACACCUCAGGUAAAUCUACAAUUGGUGCUCCUCUCUACAGUGGCAUCAAUUUCCACAAUGUACCCGUCUACACCACCACCACGAUUGUGCCAAGAGUGUAGCCUCAAGAGGUUAAUGA
Molecule: messenger RNA, 1719 nt
Organism: Musca vetustissima
Lineage: Eukaryota; Metazoa; Arthropoda; Insecta; Diptera; Muscidae
Product: frizzled-3-like
Exons: 1
Biological process (GO): non-canonical Wnt signaling pathway; canonical Wnt signaling pathway
Cellular component (GO): plasma membrane
Molecular function (GO): Wnt receptor activity; Wnt-protein binding
Source: RefSeq, a predicted model, not a curated record